Molecule: messenger RNA, 1612 nt
Organism: Rubroshorea leprosula
Lineage: Eukaryota; Viridiplantae; Streptophyta; Magnoliopsida; Malvales; Dipterocarpaceae
Source: the annotation of a GenBank genome assembly
UCUCUCAUAUUUGAUAUGUUGAUUUUGUUAAAAACUUCCAUGGCUAACGUGGGCGUCUUAAGUUCCCUGCAGAGCACACUUCUGCAGCCCUUCACUGUUUUUCCUCCUGCUUUCAGAUUGUACUUUCUUCUGUACCAGCUGCCUCUACCUUCCUAUUCUGGACUGCGUUACUAAUUCAAAUCUCACUGAAGUUUUGGCACUAGCUGCAGCACUCUAAAUUUGUGCAAUUUACUUCCUUUUAGUAAAAUAGAGUGAUCCAUCAGUUGCUGUGUCAUGGUCCCCAUAAAUUGUUAAUUAAUUGCUUGCACUUUUCCAUCCAAGAUUAAGUGGUUUUAGAUUCUAUUUUAGAGGAUUUAAUAUUGUCUUUUCUCCAAUGUGAUCAUUAAUGGAUGUCAUGGCUGUUAUUUGUUUACCUGAUCAUUGGUACUAUGUUUUCUCCAUGUUGCCUGAGGGACUGUCUAACCUUAUGGCAGCAAGUUUGCUUGAAGAAUUGGCCAUUGGGGAUUUCUUUGUACAAGGAUGAGAUUAAUGGAGGUUAUAUGAAUGUAUAUGUAAGUUGGUAUAAAAAUUAGCCUUUUUAUUUUUCAGGUGCUCUGGAUAUGGUCUAAUUGGAUAACUGUCCUUUUGCCAUUGAAGUACCUGCUGGUUCCUCAAUAGGAUACAAUGCGGCUGUGCUGUGGAAUUGGAUCCUCUUCGAGUUGGCAGAAAGGAAUUCGCCUUUGUUUCAAUAAAUAUGAUUGAAAUAGAGGAGCAAAUAAUCUGCUUAUUGUGGAAUCCCUGGUUAGAGUUGUGUUUUAAACAAAUAUGCCUUCUGCUGUCACCAAGUUUGUGGGUUUAUUUGACAAGAGAGAAAGUUUCUCUUGGACUUAGACAACAGUGCCCAUAAUUUCCUAUUGAACUGGCUUCAGAAAUAUCCACCAAUCAAAACCCAAGAUUUCUUCAUGCCACUAUGGACCACAACUUGUGGAGCAGGGUUUGCCUAUGAUCAACACAAGGACAUACAAAUAUACGUUAAUCAUCUCAAAGGUUUUAUGGUAGGCAAUCCAGAAGCCGAUUAUUAUUAUGAUUAUAAUGCCUUGCCAAGAUAUGCUUGGACCUGUUAUGUGAGACCAAACCAGCUCUACCUCAAAGCCAAACAAGUGCAGUCUUCAAAGUCUCCAUACUAACUUGCCUGAACCCUUAUGAGUGCAACAAUUUCAUGAACACAGUCUUCGAAGAAUAUGCAAAGAUGGACAUUUUCAGAAAAAGGAGAAACAUCAUCAACGAUUUCUCUUGGAUCCAUGGUAACUAGAUGGCUGGUUUUAGCAUGUUCCUUGAGAAUUGCAGCAUUGAUCUUGCUGAACUUUGGACCUUAUGCGUUGCUCUCCUUCUGGCUUUAGAACUUAACAUUAACAAUACCAGUCACCACCCUCGUAGGAACAUCACCAAGAAAAUCACUGGCACUACCAAUACCAGGAGGUGGAGGCCAGCAGUUUCACAGUUGAUUGGAUGGCUAAAAAUAGUCUUAAAAUCAUCUUGUGUUUGAAAUCCCUUCCAAGGGUAUUUUGGCUUAUCAUUCUGGCUGAUGCUGAUAGUAUUGCAUCCCUAGAAUUACUAAAUAAGUCACUCUUUU